AUGCUCAGAGUUCUGCGACAAACAACCCGCCUGGGCCUCUCCCAAGCGCGAUGGAACUCGACAGCGAGCCCAUCUCUGCCACCAUUGCUGGCUACCUUGAAGACUGACCUCAAGACUGCUAUGCGCGCAAAAGAUACUGAUCGCUUGAAUGUCAUUCGAGCUCUGAUUUCCGAAACCAACAACUCACAAAAGACCUCCUCCCCCAUUCAAACAGACCUGCAGCUUCUAGCCCUGAUCCGAAAGCGCGCUGCCGCCUCCAAAGACUCGGCCCAGCAAUUCGCGGAGGCCGACCGACCGGAUCUCAAGGAGAAGGAGGAGAAGGCCCAGACGAUCCUUGAGGAAUACGGAAGCCAAGUGCAGACAAUGGGUGUCGAUGAGAUCAAGGAGAUUGUGUCAGAGCAGGUCUCGAAGAUGAAGGCGGCUGGCGCGAAGGUUGAGAUUGGUAUUGUCCUCAAGUCUCUUUUUGCGCCUCAGGGUCCCUUGGACGGCAAGCCUGCGGAACGAUCUGAGGUUGCGAAGAUCACGAAGGAGAUUGUGUCUUCUGCUUGA
Messenger RNA from Aspergillus mulundensis, 549 nucleotides. RefSeq lists its product as uncharacterized. Gene Ontology annotation, cellular component: mitochondrion. The record is from RefSeq and is a predicted model, not a curated record. Gene Ontology annotation, molecular function: carbon-nitrogen ligase activity, with glutamine as amido-N-donor. Bases 1 to 549 code for a protein of 182 amino acids. Lineage: Eukaryota; Fungi; Ascomycota; Eurotiomycetes; Eurotiales; Aspergillaceae. The transcript has 2 exons.